Molecule: messenger RNA, 2973 nt
Organism: Glarea lozoyensis ATCC 20868
Lineage: Eukaryota; Fungi; Ascomycota; Leotiomycetes; Helotiales; Helotiaceae
Product: Protein kinase-like (PK-like)
Exons: 5
Coding region: 1-2973 (990 amino acids)
Biological process (GO): phosphatidylinositol-mediated signaling; phosphatidylinositol phosphate biosynthetic process
Cellular component (GO): membrane; cytoplasm
Molecular function (GO): 1-phosphatidylinositol 4-kinase activity
Source: RefSeq, a predicted model, not a curated record
AUGUCUUGGGAGCUUCUGAAGCGCUUCAUCGAGAGCGAUGUGUUCAACCAGAAUCCAUUCCUUUCGGUAGCAUACCUCUCUCGUUAUGCGAACAAUGUUGGCAUUCAUUACGUUCUCUGCCAGAAGCUCCGGCAAUUUAGCUACGAAGAAAUCGAGUUCUUUUUACCCCAGCUAUGCCACCUCAUCAUAAGUGUGGAUAAUGAGUCCAUGGCCUUGGAGGAGUUUAUUUUGGAUCUGUGCGAAGAGUCCGUCAAUGCUGCCCUGCUGACCUUCUGGUUUUUCCAGACAUACCUCCAUGAUCUAUCUCAGAAUCCACAAUCCGAAGCCUUCAAGACAUGCAGGAGGAUAUACAACAAAGUGCAGCAUAUCGUGUUUGGAGUAGCGGAGCCGACAAGGCAUGAGAAGAUUAAGGAGAAUGUGCUUCCCGUGUCCGUUUUGGCCAGCUUCGUGCUGGCCAGUAUUGCGGUUCCCUUUUUGCCAAAGUGGGCUGGGCCUUUGGCAAUAUCCCAGGCGAGGAAACCUCAGUCGACAGGUGAUGUUAUAUCGGACGGAAGUCAAACACAACAGAAGAUUGUACGUAGCCAUACGACGACGCCCAGCACAACACGGUCGAGGAGAGCCAAAGAGGGUCGAAUAGCAGGUGCCGCUUCCAACUCUACCAAUGGAGCUCGCUCUAAACCACCCCGUGCAAGCUCAUUGGAGAGACCAAGGUCGUCGAACUCUACGAAGCCACCCCAUGUUGAACCUAGACCUCGGCCUUCACGUCUAGACCUACAGCCCCUUGACCCCCGUCUCAGUUCCUCGUCUUUACCAUUGCCAGAUUCGCGAUCACCACGGAUGACUGUUACGAGGCCAUCUACCCCGGCUACUGCUGGCAUAUCGCAGCGGAUUCCAGAUCAUAUCUCACGGAAGCACGUGCAAGUCGCCAGAGCCCUUAGCCCUUCUGCCCUUUCGGAUUUGCAAAAGGUUAAAUUGCUGAGGCAAAACUACUUUCGGUGUGAAACCCAAUUCCUCACAGCUCUUGAAGAUAUAUCGAAUCGUUUGAUAAUCGUGCCUAAAGCAGCUCGUCUGAGCGCUUUACGUGCAGAGCUUGCUCUCAUUGCCCGGGAUUUGCCAGCUGAAGUCGACAUACCGGUCAUCUGCCCUGCUUCGUUGAUAGACGGAAUACCAAGCAAAAGCCGGCAUCACCGUAUUGUUCGUUUAAAUCCUGCCGAGGCCACAGUGUUGAACAGUGCUGAGAAAGUUCCCUACCUCCUCAUGGUUGAGGUUUUGCGCGAUGAUUUCAGUUUUGACCCAUCGACAAUCGACAAUCGAAGAUUAUUAGUUAAGCUAAUGUCAGAACAUGGAACCGGUCGCAAACGUAUAUUUGAUCUAUCAGAAUCUGCUCAUCCGUCCCAUACGAACAGAAGCAGCGAUAUACCCCAGGACAGCGUAUUUGAACCUGUGACCGGGGAUCUAGGAAGUUCUCCAUUGAUCAAGACGUUCGAUGAAGCUACCCUAAUUGAUGAAAACACCCCUCCGACACAGCCCGUUACGCCCAUUCCUCCGCGGCUCUCUAGUGGUGCCACUACUCUUUCCACAACUUCCACAGUUGCAACACCCAGGGAUUCUGGUGCAUCAAUAUCUCGCUCAGCGAGUCCAGGCUCGCGCAAAAUGACCCUCCCCGGCUACGGUCGAUCUGGUGCAUCAGAUCAGCCGGACUUCUCCGCGUUGGCCACACACAUGCGAACGGCCUCGCAAAUGCUAGCCCAACUUGAUUCAACGAGUGGGAAAAGGCCGAAGGGUGAGGUUGCAGCAAUUCGAGCCAAGAUUAUUGCUAGCAUGCAGAGUUUGGAAGAACAAAGCUUUGAAGUCGAAGACAGCCCUAGAUCACCCGCACCUACUUUCGAUAUGAUUAUGGCAAAUGCCAAUGUUGCUGCUGCAAAUGUCACCGCUGAAGACAUCGAAGAAGAGAAUGUCUCUGAGCCUGGUUUGAACAGUGGCGCCGGAGCCGCGCGAAUGGAAAAUGAUCAGAAGACUGGUGGUGUCCAGCGGAAGGGUGACAGAGACGAUCCUAGCGCCGCUACCUUUGGUGAGGCCUGGAGCGUGAAGAAGGAAAGGAUCAGAAAGUCUUCGCCUUUUGGUUGGAUGAAAAACUGGGACGUUCUCAGUGUGAUUGUGAAAACGGGCGAUGAUUUGAGACAAGAAGCUUUCGCAUGUCAACUGAUUCAAGUUUGUGACAAAAUAUGGGAAGACGCAAAAACCCCAGUAUGGGUAAAACGGAUGAGAAUUUUGGUCACGGGCGAAUCCUCGGGCCUUAUUGAGACCAUUACAAACGGAGUAUCUCUACACUCUCUCAAGCGAAGCCUAACACUGGCCACCAUUGAGAGUGGUGACAAUCCUCGAAGGCGUAUAGCAACUUUGAAGGAUCAUUUUGUCAAGACUUUUGGUGCUCCUGAUACCGAUGCCUAUAAAGCAGCCGAAGACGCAUUUAAGCGAUCACUGGCUGCUUAUAGUAUCAUUUCGUAUAUUCUACAACUCAAGGAUCGUCACAACGGAAAUGUACUUGUUGACAACGAAGGCCACAUUAUCCAUAUCGAUUUUGGAUUUAUGCUCUCCAACUCUCCAGGAUCAGUUGGGUUUGAAGCUGCGCCAUUCAAACUCACACAGGACUAUGUUGAUGUUCUUGGGGGAGUUGGGGCUCCUGGAUUUGAGGAUUACAAAAAGCUAUGUAAACAAGCAUUUCAAGCCCUUCGGCGCUCUGCCGACCAUAUCAUCGAUCUAGUCAGCAUGAUGGGUGUAGAAUCUAAAAUGCCUUGCUACUCCUAUGGUGUACAACAAGCUACGAACAGUUUGAGGCAACGCUUUCAACUCCAGCUCAGUGCGGAUGAAGCCGAGCAAUUUGUAGAGACCGACUUGAUUGGGAAGUCUUUAGGAAGCUAUUAUACACGACUUUAUGACACCUUCCAGUAUCGUACUCAGGGUAUUUACUGA